AUGACCGAGGGCUUCAUGUCGGAAGUCUGCUUGCACCUCCCUCUUGCAUUUCCGUCCGCCAGUCUGGCCCUUCACCUUCUCUCCACCGCGUCAAUCUGUCUUGUCUUGCACACUUUCCCUCUUUUGGCCAGACACUAUGUUCACGUCUGGUCUCGGCGUCACUAUCGCCUGAGGUGGCUUUCCCACCCGCCACAGGCUCCACCGAUCGCUACCCCACUCCAUCCGCCAAUCACUCGUCUCCCGGUUGGCCCCGACGCCCGACUCCCUACUCCCAACUCCCGACUCCAGGCUCCAGUCGUCUCUAGUCUCCGGUCAUGGCAACGGAGCACUGAUAGGAGCACGAAACGGUUGUCCAGGCGUAAGCCAGACGACAAAGCAACAAUUGAGGUCGGCCAAGUGUGUGAUUACGCCACACGUCGAGACCGCCCAGUUCAACUCUGUCUCUACUCCUCACUUCUCUUCCCGGUCAGGUGGAGAUCUGAUUAUUUUUCGUCUGCCUGCUUCCGAUUGUUCCGUUUCCCUUGGCCUACUUUCCGUUGCGUGUCAGACGUACACCGCAGAAACAUUAAUUUCUGUAUCAACAUUUGCGAAUUGGCCAGUUCGAGCGUAGAAAGAGCCCAAAACCUCGGCGCUUCUUCCCCUCCUCUCCUCCCUUUUACCGUCAGUGUAGAAGGCCAACACCAAGCCCUCUGGAGCCAGCAAUCUCUCCUCCAUCCCACUGGCUUGUGCACGCCAGGGGUCGUCACAGUCUUUGAACUCGCCGCCAUCUCUCCAGUCGUCGGUAUCCGAUUUGCCAACCAGCUUCGUCUGUUACGACCCAGGCAGCAGCAGCAGCAGCAGCAGAUGCAUUUCGUCAGAUGCACUUCAAAAGAAGCGAUUCAUGGCCUUACUCAUCGGCCCGACGCAGUCGAGUUUAUUUAG
Protopolystoma xenopodis is the source of this 921-nucleotide messenger RNA. Lineage: Eukaryota; Metazoa; Platyhelminthes; Monogenea; Polystomatidea; Polystomatidae. The record is from the annotation of a GenBank genome assembly.